Oldenlandia corymbosa var. corymbosa is the source of this 462-nucleotide messenger RNA. The record is from the annotation of a GenBank genome assembly. NCBI's taxonomy places the organism in Eukaryota, Viridiplantae, Streptophyta, Magnoliopsida, Gentianales, Rubiaceae.
AUGGGAAAACGGCUCCAGAAGAAACCAAGAAUUCUUUGCCUUCAUGGUUAUGGAGGAAGCGGACAGAUUUUAGAAAAAAUGCUGAAAAAAUGGCCAGAGUUCGUGUUGACAAAAAUGGAUUUGGUGUAUAUAGAUGCGCCUAUUGUCGCAGAUAAGUCCAGUCUCAUAGGGAGAUUUGAUCCUCCUUACUUUGAGUGGUACAAAGCUUUCGAUCAUGAUCUUGAUCAGGUCAACAAAUCUUUUGAUGAAGCCAUUUCUGACAUUGAGGAGCAGAUGAUUAAGCUUGGACCCUUUGAUGGCGUAUUAGGAGUUUCUCAGGGGGGAGGCAUAACAGGUACUCUGCCUGGAAUGCAGAAACAGGGUGUUGCACUGACCAAAGUUCCAAAGAUUAAGUGUGUUAUCAUUAUCUCCGGAGCGAAACUUGGGGGCUUGUUGUUUCCUUCAUCCCCCACAACUUGCUAA